Molecule: messenger RNA, 471 nt
Organism: Cooperia oncophora
Lineage: Eukaryota; Metazoa; Nematoda; Chromadorea; Rhabditida; Trichostrongylidae
Source: the annotation of a GenBank genome assembly
AUGACCACUAGCGAAUCUUAUGCCCGAAUCAAUUCACUUCAUGUUCAAGACGUAUUCAUUAGCUCCGAGGAGAACGAACUCAAGGCGGACGUUGAUAUUGUCAACGAUAGUGAUGUGGCUUGCUCGGCACAAGUAGUAUUUCGAGGGUAUGUCCGUCGUGGAAAGACCCUGCUCUAUGAAUUUCUCCACGAACAAGUCUGGAUUCUUAUACGACCAUCAGAAUCGAGAACCCACCAGGUCGCCGUGGAGGUCUGGCUACCACGCUUCCCACCAUCAAUCAAGCUCAACAAUGACGUUCAAGUGGAGUAUUCCGUUAAAGCUACUGUAGAUCCAUGGUUUGAAAACCAUCACGUAGAGAAGAUAUUCACUGUUGUCCGAAGGCUGAUUUUGAAAAUGCCACAUCUCAGCUGUUAUCAGAAAAGAAUUAUUGUCAACAAAUGUGUAAAUCAUGGAGGAUGGUACCAUAAGUGA